AUGGGCCUGAUAAAUACCGAUUUCAGCAGGCGGAAGUGGAAGUGCACGGGGCGCUUCAACAGCUUAGUUUUUAAACCGGUGAUCAGUAAAGAGACUGGGUUUUUCCAGCCGGAGUCUCACUCCCUCUACAGCAAUCUCGGGAAAUUGGAGACGACGCGGCUGCUCCUGAACAUUAUUUAUUUCUUUCCUCUUUCCCUCCCGCGGGGACCCUCCUGUUGGAAGGAGAGCUGCAGCACAGGACGGAGACAGGCAGGAAGAAGCAGAGAGGACUCGGUGACGCCCCCGAGCAGCCCCCGGCCCACUCCUCCAGCAGGGGCCAUGAGCACCAAGCAGGAAGCCAGGAGAGAUGAGGGAGAAGCCAGGACGAGGGGGCAGGAGGCACAGCUUCGAGACCGAGCCCACCUGAGCCAGCAGCGCCGGCUCAAACAGGCCACCCAGUUCCUGCACAAGGACUCGGCCGACCUGCUCCCGCUGGACAGCCUCAAGAGGCUCGGCACCUCCAAGGAUUUGCAGCCGCACAGUGUGAUACAAAGACGCCUGGUAGAGGGAAACCCGAAUUGGCUUCAGGGGGAGUCUCCCCGGGUGCAGGCCCUGAUUCAUGGCCAGGAGAGCAGGAGGAAGACCAGCAGGACAGAGAUUCCAGCUCUUCUGGUCAACUGCAAGUGCCAGGACCUGCUGCUUAGAGUGGCCGUGGACACAGGCACCCAAUACAAUCGGAUCUCUGCUGGAUGUCUCAGCCGCCUGGGGUUAGAGAAGAAGGUCCUAAAAGCCUCAGCUGGGGACCUGGCCCCUGGGCCCCCAACCCAGGUGGAGCAGUUAGAGCUACAGCUGGGGCAGGAGACCGUGGUGUGCUCGGCACAGGUGGUGGAUGUUGAGAGUCCUGAAUUCUGCCUGGGCCUGCAGACUCUGCUUUCUCUCAAGUGCUGCAUCGACCUGGAGCGCGGAGUGCUGCGGCUGAAAGCCCCGUUCUCAGAGCUACCCUUCCUGCCUCUGUACCAAGAACCUGGCCAGUGA
Piliocolobus tephrosceles (Ugandan red Colobus) is the source of this 1014-nucleotide messenger RNA. It is a transcript of the gene NRIP2, whose product is annotated as nuclear receptor interacting protein 2. The record is from RefSeq and is a predicted model, not a curated record. Gene Ontology annotation, biological process: proteolysis. Gene Ontology annotation, molecular function: aspartic-type endopeptidase activity. Lineage: Eukaryota; Metazoa; Chordata; Mammalia; Primates; Cercopithecidae.